Molecule: messenger RNA, 2149 nt
Organism: Stegastes partitus (bicolor damselfish)
Lineage: Eukaryota; Metazoa; Chordata; Actinopteri; Pomacentridae
Gene: dhcr24
Product: 24-dehydrocholesterol reductase
Exons: 9
Coding region: 38-1588 (516 amino acids)
Biological process (GO): steroid metabolic process
Cellular component (GO): cytoplasm; membrane
Molecular function (GO): Delta24(24-1) sterol reductase activity; FAD binding
Source: RefSeq, a predicted model, not a curated record
GAAGUUUGGAGCGGAUCAGACUGACCGUCCGGACACCAUGGACCCGCUGCUGUAUCUGGGAGGUUUGGUGGUUUUGUUCCUGCUGUGGAUCAAAGUCAAAGGUCUAGAUUACGUGAUCGUGCACCAGCGCUGGAUAUUCGUGUGUCUGUUCCUGCUGCCGCUCUCCGUUAUAUUCGACGUGUAUUAUUAUGUGAGAGCUUGGCUCAUUUUCAAGAUGUGCUCUGCGCCCAAACUGCACGACCAGCGGGUGAAGGACAUCCAGCGACAGGUCCGUGAGUGGAGGAAGGAGGGCAGCAAGAAACACAUGUGCACAGGUCGACCCGGCUGGCUCACCGUGUCUCUCAGAGUGGGCAAAUACAAGAAAACCCACAAGAACAUCAUGAUCAACAUGAUGGACAUCCUGGAGGUGGACACGCAGAGGCAGGUGGUGCGAGUUGAGCCGCUGGCCAACAUGGGUCAAGUGACCGCUCUGCUCAACUCCAUUGGCUGGACGCUGCCGGUGCUGCCGGAGCUGGAUGACCUCACUGUGGGUGGCUUGGUGAUGGGUACAGGCAUUGAGUCGUCCUCCCAUAUUUAUGGGCUGUUUCAGCACAUCUGUGUCGCGUUUGAACUGGUUCUUGCUGAUGGCAGUUUGGUUCGCUGCACUGAGGAGGAGAACUCGGAUCUGUUUCACGCUGUCCCGUGGUCCUGUGGAACUCUGGGGUUCCUGGUUGCAGCUGAGAUUAAAAUAGUCCCUGCUAAGGCCUGGGUGAAGCUGCGUUACGAGCCAGUCAGAGGACUGGAGAACAUCUGCAAACGCUUCACCGAAGCAUCAGAGAACAAGCAGAACACAUUUGUUGAGGGUCUCCAGUACACUCUGGACUCUGCUGUCAUCAUGACAGGAACCAUGACUGACCACGCAGAGCCUGACAAGAUAAACAGAAUCGGCCUGCACUUCAAACCCUGGUUCUUUAAACACGUGGAGAGCUACCUGAAACAAGACUGCACCGGAGUCGAAUACAUCCCUCUGCGGCAGUACUAUCACAGACACACACGCAGCAUUUUCUGGGAGCUUCAGGAUAUUAUUCCAUUUGGCAACAACCCCAUAUUCCGCUGGUUGUUUGGGUGGAUGGUUCCUCCUAAAAUCUCUCUGCUGAAGCUCACUCAGGGAGAAACCAUCAGGCGUCUCUAUGAACAGCACCAUGUGGUCCAGGACAUGCUGAUACCCAUGAAGCACCUGCAGGCCGCCAUCACGCGCUUCCACCAGGACAUUGAUGUUUACCCUCUGUGGCUGUGUCCAUUCCUGCUGCAGCCCGGCAGGGGGAUGGUUCACCCCAAAGGUCAAGAGGAGGAGCUGUACGUGGACAUCGGGGCGUACGGAGAGCCCAAAGUCAAACACUUUGAAGCUAAAGCGUCGACACGACAGCUGGAGAAGUUCGUCAGGGAGGUUCAUGGGUUCCAGAUGCUGUAUGCAGAUGUGUACAUGGACCGAGAGGAGUUUUGGGAGAUGUUUGACGGACAGCUGUACCACAGAUUGAGAAAUGAGCUGGGAUGUAAGGACGCCUUCCCCGAGGUUUACGAUAAAAUCUGUAAAUCUGCCCGACACUGACCCUCAUCUCCCGCCUGGAGCCCAAACUCGGAGCUCUGUCACAGAUUCACCGACUCAAGAUUGACUAGUUUUGAGAUGUUUGGACAAAAAACAACAAACUGGAUACAUCUCAACAUUUUCUAAGGUGGACUUUUCACACAUGAAUACUUGUUGUUUUUGGCAAUGAGACCGAGGAGGCCCAUCUAUCAAUGUGAAGCAGGAGUAUUUUACUCAUUGUAAGUCAUGAAUGUCUUAAUUUUUUUCUUUGUGCUAUACACAGUUUAUUUUAACAUUCAUGUUCGGAUUCACGUGCUGCUUGACCCAAACCUAACUGCACCAAAUGUCUUAUUUUUUCAUUUAAAAAAAUGUUCCCUGUUAAACUACUUAAUUGUUUCCUAAGUGCCACAUCCUUUGGAAAUAUGACUUCCUGAUUAGUCUCACACAUUUUAAAAGACAUACUUCCAUGAUAAAGCUCAGUUGAACUAUAUUAUAACUCAAAGAUGACUAUUUUGAUAUCAGAUCGUAUUUCCAGGAUUGUGUAUUGGUGGGAUGAAUUAAUUAAAAUGUAUUUUCUGUGAUAAA